Molecule: messenger RNA, 943 nt
Organism: Chaetomium strumarium
Lineage: Eukaryota; Fungi; Ascomycota; Sordariomycetes; Sordariales; Chaetomiaceae
Exons: 3
Coding region: 174-773 (199 amino acids)
Source: RefSeq, a predicted model, not a curated record
GCGACAUCGCAUUAAUAAGAAUCUCAUGGCGUUUGGUGUAAAUACUUCCUUCCCAUCUCUGCAAUGUUGACAUGAGCUCUUCGCUAUCCAGCUAGCACUUUCGGAUUCACCCUUAACCCUUACACCCCGGCCCCCCGCUAUAACUCGGAAACUCUUAUUACGUUGCCUUAACAAUGUCUUCUUACAACCUUGUCCCGCCUCGACGCGUAACAGCGUCCAAUCUGCCCCUGCCCUCCAACGUCCGAGAGGACGAGCAUGCCGAACCCGGCGUCGAGGUCAAGGUCGACACUCUAAAGACCGCGCCCCUCCUCGACGGCACAUUGAUGCGCACGGUCGUGGCCACCAAUAAGCAGAUCCCAACUAGCAACGACGGCCAUGGAGAACUCCCACUCGACACAGUCCCAGGCAUGGGCAUCGUGCUCCCCGGCGGCUUGAACAUGUACUACCUUGACGUUGCGCCCAACACGGAAGGUACCAUGCACCGCACCACGUCGACAGACUACUUGGUGGUCAUCUCGGGCAAGCUGAGCCUUAUGACACCCGGGUCUGAGGCGUACUCCGUCCAGGAUGGCAAACCAACGUAUAGAGAGGCCGUCGAGACGGUAUGUCACGCCGGCGAGGUUGUUAUCCAACGAGGAAUGAUGCAUGCACUGUCUAACCGGACGAAUGAGUGGGUGAGACUGCUUGUGGUUGUGCUGUCGUCUGAGCCAAACAAGGUGCCCGUUGAGGGAGCUGACGGCCAUAAAGUGCUCGCCGACACAUGGCUACCUUGAGCUCAGAUGGAGGUCAAAGGUCAGGUUAAAAGCCAGACGCGGCAGCAACUGAAGGUACCUAAAUUUCAGCGCGAAAAGGACUGUUGGUGAAAAACAGUAACUCGGGAGAAGCAUACCUAGUCAAGAUAGAGAAGGGUCAUUUAUUCUAAAUACUAGGUUACAUGCUAGAU